CCUGUACACAGAUCGACUUAAAUCAAUGCCAAAUAAGAGGCUAAUUCCAGUCAAUCACAGUCACUUCAAAGGUACGAUCAAUCCAGACGAAGACACGCUGAUUGAAAUCCCUAGGGGGUUGCAUGAGCAACCGAUUGUGAUUGCUCGAACCGGGCUGCAAGAGAAGAGCAUCAGCAUUCAAAGAUCAAUAAGAAAUGUGGAUGUGGAAGGAAACAAAUACCGAGAGGCGGAAGAUCGCAGCAAAAUCAAAAUAGUUCAAGACGGAAACGAUGAGAGUUUCCAGCCCAAGUUCCACAGUUCGGCUCGAUCCCAGCCAGUAAAUGCGAGUUUUAGUUCCAACUUGGAGAAUAGCAGGAACUUUGACGAAAAUGUAACACUCUCAAGUAGAUACGAUGAAAUGCAAAAAGCCAAGAAAGAACUAGAAGAAUCCGGGUUUUUCAAUGCAACCAACCCACCUCCAAGUAGUAGUUUCAGCCCAAACAGUACUAAUAAUGUUUCAAAUUCAAGUUGCUGUUUCGUAGAUUUUAAGGAAUUAUUUACGAAAUCGCAACAUAGCACCUCUUCUACACCCUGCGACAAAUCGGUUCAAUUCAAGUCUUCAACCCUGCCAGUUGAUUUGGUUGCAAGGAAAUUUACAUCAAAAUCCGAUACCUCUAGCAAUAAUUCAAGCUUAAGCCUGUUCAAAGAAGACAAUUCUGCAUCCAGAUCCUCCUCAAGGAAAAAUGUCUUCAAUAACACGCCAUCAUUCAGAUCUGGAGGGUCCUUGACUUCGUCCAGAAAAGACUUGGCCAGUUGCAGGUUUCCUAGUGCUUCAUCUUCAGAAACCUUUGAAGAUAUGGAAAGAAAGGCGAUAAUACCUGCUAGUACGCAGUCAAGUAAGGACCCGAUUUGUGUCAACAAAGUAUGUUCAACAGAGAGCCACUCGGGGCGAAAAAAAUCAUCAAAAUGUGGAACUUGUUCAUCUAGAACGCAAUCAAUAAUGAACGAAUCGAUUCUUUCACAAAGCAAAUCUAGAAGAACCGACAAAAAGUCACACUCAGGACUCGAAGAAGACGAAUGCAGAUCAGCCGGAAAUCUUCUAGAAGAUAAAGACAGGCUAAAUAAAUUUUACAAACGCCGCAGCAACGAGAUUGAUGAGAUUUACAUCGACCAAUUGAAGAGACAGUUUGAAGAAGCAAAGCGCAAACUUGAAGACGCUCUGAUGCUCGCCUCUAUGUCUCUAAAGCAGCUGGGCGACAAUAAACGUCGCCUAUCAAAGGCCUCAAGCCGAUAUGCUCCUAUUUGCGAUUCUGUUCCAGAGCUGGACAUUUCCUUUGUCCCCUUUUCUGGAAAAUCUCCGUCCUGUGCUUUGGACGCUCCAGUCUCAAGUCACAGUAAUCGAACGAGUGUUAUUUUGGGCCAAGAUAGAGCAAGUGAGAGCCGAUUUUCCGCUGCUCAGAGAUUGCCAACUUCAAAAACCCGAGCGGUAAAUUCGAAAAUUACGCAAACUUCCUUAGAUUAUUGGCCAAUAGAGCAGGAUCACUUCAAACCGGGAGGCUCCAAGUGCUUGGCAUGUUGUGAGCCUCAAAGGAGCAGCUCGAUGAAGUCCGUUAAGGUGGCUCGAUGCAAUAUUUCUGAUAGCGAAUCCUUCUUGGAUAAUCAUUCAGCGUUGCUGUCCUAAAGUCCAUUGUUGUAUUAUUUAGAAAAUGCCCCUGUUUGAACGCUCAUUAAAAGUGUAUUUGGAAA
Dendroctonus ponderosae (mountain pine beetle) is the source of this 1725-nucleotide messenger RNA. Its product is annotated as rho GTPase-activating protein gacZ. The coding region runs from base 26 to 1660 and encodes 544 amino acids. The transcript has 9 exons. NCBI's taxonomy places the organism in Eukaryota, Metazoa, Arthropoda, Insecta, Coleoptera, Curculionidae. The record is from RefSeq and is a predicted model, not a curated record.